CCCAUAGUCACAGAAUUCGGGGUCGAUCCCGCGUUCCGUGACCCGGGUUCGUCGCCCCAAUUCGCGGGUCGGGGACGACGUGGGUCGACGUUCCGAUUCGUGGUGGGUCGCCGCCCCGUCGCCGCUCAGGUACAGGAUGGGGCGAGUCCCAAAACUACAUGGGUCGCCGCCCCAAUUUGAUGGAUCCCGUCCCAACUAAAAUGGAUCUCGCCUGAUUGUUUUCGCAGGGUCUCUCUCAAUCUCGAUUCUCAAACGGGAUGAGAUGCAGAUGAAGAUGGAAGGCUUACGGAAAAGAUGGAGUCGUAGUCCUCCCGUCCUCCGCCACCACCGCGGCGGCCGCCCUCGCCUGCAUCGAUUCCCCGACAGGAACAACGACGGCGGCGGGCCGUCCAUUCCCUGCCGGCGCCGCGACGCGGCGCGGCCGCUGCAGCGGACAUGGCGCCCUCCGCGACAUCUCGUGACCCCUGGUGACGAGCCGCCGGCUGUAUUGCUGCGAAGCGCGGAGUCCCCGCCAGGGAUCUCGUGGACGGCGGACGGCGGACGGCUCCUCUGCUUUGAGCCUUUGACUGCUGAGCUUUGUUUUUUUUUAUUACUCUCUUUUCUCUCGUAUGGAGGAGGCGGACUUAUCUGGUCUCUGUAGUCUGUAUCUGUAUGUACAUAUUAUUUUUUGGAAAAUUUUUGCUACCGUGGCCGGAGAUUUCCCUCCAUAACUCCCCAAUUACCAUUUAUUCCUUCCAUGAUUCAUUCCCUAAUACGAUUCAUUCCCUAAUACGUUAAAAAAAAACAGAGAUGUAAAACUAGGCAUCGAACCCACGACCAAAAGAGAGAUGCAAAAACUAGGCAUCCAACUAACCAGCGUGCUAUGAUGAUAACUGAAAUCUAUAAGUGGUAUUGCUUUAUUUCUACUAGAUGUUAGUACUGGUAACUACUAACAUUUAAUUAUCAAUCCACUAUGCUAUGUCUAUGCAUAUGUCAUUGGAGAUGAUCUAUGAUUCUAUAUAGUAUUUACUGUAGAAACUUAUGGGGCAACGACAUUCGCUUUGUUCAGCUAGCUUGUCAGCCAAUAGUAUUUUUCGCUCACACCAAAUCAGCAUCAGCCAGCAGUACUUUUCUCUGACAACAAAUCAGCACUAGCUACCAGACACAGCCAGCCAAACGGAGCGAAUUAUAUGCUAACAAAACUAGUUGAGCUACUGCACUACCUUUAAUCAUGUCCACCUCAUAAAAUAAAACAAAUGUAAAUAGAUUACUUCUCCAUCUUAUAGCACACAGCUCAAAUCAUCUUAGAACAUCAUAAAGAACAUUACUACACGUCAGCGGUCUCAUAGAUCGUCUCAAGCAAUGCCACUUAGGAAGAGAGAGAGAUGAGAGAUAAAGAGGUCAUUGCUUCGUGAAACAACCACCUCAUGGUACGUGUCAAUGUAUGAGAUCCACUUGUCUCUAUGAGCUAGCUCUUGAAAAAGGCAAAACAAGCAAACCUCAAGCUGACAUGGCAAAGUUACAUAGCCCACAGCUAGUUAUGUUGUUAAGUCUAAGGUAUAGGUGACAAACGAGAAAGAGGCCUUAGUUAAUUAUUGAUCAAGCUUGAUCUUUAUCAAGUCGAGCAUAAACUAAAGCGUUUGUUCAAAAUUUUAGUAUUUGAUAUUUGAUAUUUUUUCAUAAUUUUUAUAGAAGCAUGCUCAUAAUUUAUUUUUUGGAGGAAUAUAAAAUAUAAGUCACUGACAAUGGACCAGGUGGGCAGGUGACCAGCCAACCGUACCAGUAGCAUUUGUAAUACGUGUAGGCUAACUCAUAUUAGGAUAGCUACUAAUCAGUUGCCUGACAAAUCGUGUCCUUCCUAAUACUGCCGAUCGGAAUUCUGAAUCACCUAUAUAUAUAUUGCCCCAUCGGGAUCUGAAACAAGCCUUCCAGCAACUUUCAACGCCAAUUUCAAUUCUCCAGUUCAUUCGUCCUUUGCUGUGGAUUUCACGUCUGCGCAUUGCAGGCCGAGGAGGAAUAGCAAUGGCGUUUGGAUCGAAGAAACGUAAGGAGGCCGAGAUGGAACACGAAGCACCAGAGCACAUGGACAGUGGUGACGAAAUUGAUCCCAUAGAAGCUGAUGAAGGAGGUGAAGAAGAAGAAGAAGAAACUGAAGUACAGAAUCAUACAAAGAGACAAGUCCUCCUUGAACAGGUAACAAUAUUAUAUGCUGGCAAAGGGAAGAAUCCUGGUGGAUCAAAGGGUUGGCAAUGCAAGCACUGCAAAAAGAAGUUCAGCAGCAGCUCGACAAGAAUUCAAAUGCAUUUUUUCGGUGCGGGACCUGGUAAGAAGGCACAGAUUAGUCGUUGUACGGCACUACAAAGUAAUCGCGCCAAGUAUAAAGAACUGUAUGAGAAGAUUCAGAAAUUACGAGGUUCCUCUAAACCAGCGGCCACCCAAAGGCACAAUCCAGUGGCAGAUGCUUUUGGUAUGAUAGAAAGGGAUGCCGUUGACAUGGCAAUAAUGCGGUGCUUGUGCGCUAAUGGAAUUCCCUUUAAUGUGUUGAGAAGUCCUCAGUGGUCUGAAAUGGUAGCAGCCAUAAACAAAGGACCGAAGGGAUACAAAUCACCUUCCAGUGAGAAGGCAAGAACCUCCCUUCUAGAUGCAUGCAAGAGAAAUGUUGAGCAAGACUUGGGCGCACUUAAAAACACAUGGUACGCAACGCAACAGUCUAUUUACAAUGCAUAUAUAAGUUAUCUUUAUACAGCUACUUACGAGGUAUUUGACUUAUUUCUUUUAAUUAGGCACACACAUGGUGUUUCCAUUGUUUCUGAUGGGUGGACAAACAUGAAGAACAAGCCAUUAAUCAAUGUAAUUGCAUCAAAUAGCCGUGGUUCAAUGUUUUUGUAUGCAGAUGAUUUUUCUGGAAUUGAGAAAACUGGUGAAGCAAUAGCAGAUUAUUUGCUUAAGGCAAUCGAAGAUAUUGGAGCCUCGAUGGUUAUGCAAGUUGUGACUGAUAAUGCAUCAAAUUGCAAGGCAGCUGGACGGGAAAUUGAAAAAGUGCACAAACACAUUUUUUGGUCACCUUGCGUAGUGCAUACUCUGAAUCUGAUAUUUAAGGAUUUAGCCAAAGCACUUCCUUGGAUAGAGGAGACAUACAGUACUGGUAAAGCUCUAGUCACAUUCAUUCUGAAUCACCAACAUGGCCUAGCAAUUUUCAGAGCCAAUUCAAAACUAGAUCUCUUGAGGGUGGCAAAGACACGAUUCACGUCCCAUUAUAUUUUGCUAAAGAGGCUGAGUGACUGCUGUGAAGCACUUGCUACCACGGUGGUUACAAAGCAAUGGAAGGACUGGAUGAGACACAAUGGGAGUGAUAAAUAUGCAAAGAUUGCAGUUGACACUAUCAACAGUGAAGAGUUUUGGACAGAGGUUGAAAGCAUUCUUGCUCUCACAAAGCCCUUGUUCCUGAUGGUAAAAUUUAGUGAUGGAGAAGGCCCAAAGAUGGGUGAAGUAUAUGAAAAAAUGGACACCAUGCUGGGAGAGAUAAAAGAUGUGAUGACCAAGUUGGACUACCCUCACAGGCUUGAUUUUCCCACGGUAGAAAACAUUAUCCUUGGUGGGAGAAAAUGAAUAUCCCUCUGCAUUGUUUGGCCUUUGCACUAUGCCCAGAGUAUUAUGAUAUUGAGUACUUGAAAAAACCCGCUCCUGGAGGUGAGCCCAGAAAGGCUCCAAAUCAAGAUAAGGAGGUCAUGCGUGGGGUGCUGGAAGCUUUCCGCAGAAUAGCAGAUACUGAUGCUGAACGAAAGAAUUACCUAGAAGAGUUUACUGCAUUUCACAUGAAGAAAGGGAUGUUUUCAUUCACGUCUGUUCAAAAUGAUGCAAGCACAAUGAAACCCAUUGACUGGUGGUCCAACUACGGCUCAGAGACUCCAAAUCUGUUAGAACUUGCUUUGAGGGUUUUGUCUCAGCCAAUCAGUAGCUCCUCAGCUGAGAGAAACUGGAGUACGUAUUCGUACAUCCACAAUGUGAAAAGGAAUAGGCUUAAUUCUAAAACAGCAGACAAGCUGGUCUACGUUCACUCCAAUAUUCGCCGCUUGUCAAGGUUUUCAGAAGACUACAAAGCAGGCCCUAACAGCAAGUGGGAUGCAAUUCCAGAAGAUACUUCUUUGGAGGAAUCAAGAGUUAAGCUGGAGCAGUUGCGCUGGACUAAUUUGGAGGAUGAUGCCGAGGUUGAUCUUGAUCCUCCAAAUGACGAGCCGGGCCCCUCAUCAUCAAAGAAAAGGAAUGCUAGAAAUAAUAACUGAGGUAAUUCAAUAUGCAUGCCAUUUUCCAUUUAAAUUUACGUAAAGUUGUAUACUGAAUCAAAGUCUCUGUUCAAUAUUGUUUGCAGUUCACACAUCAGCAGAAGCGCAGGAGGCAAGGAUGCAGGAGUGCUGUAGCUGUAGAAGGCUAGAAGCAGGAGCGUGGAACAGCAAGAGCGUCGCUGCCAUCCGUCGUCAGUCGUCCUCCCGCUUCUAUAUUCAAUAAAAUAAAUUUAGAUUGUGAAGAGAGUAUCAGACUAUUUGUUGGCUUCGAAUUUUUCUUAAUUGGAUUGUGUGAUGUGUGAUUUAUCUUUUAUAUUAUAUAAUUGAAUUCCUAUCGAUCCAAAAUACAUUGGAUCACGACCCUA
This is a messenger RNA of Panicum virgatum (switchgrass), 4627 nucleotides long. RefSeq lists its product as uncharacterized. The coding region runs from base 2002 to 3588 and encodes 528 amino acids. The transcript has 4 exons. The record is from RefSeq and is a predicted model, not a curated record. Lineage: Eukaryota; Viridiplantae; Streptophyta; Magnoliopsida; Poales; Poaceae.